ACCUCCAUAAUAAAAAGGGAUUAUAUAGUUUGGCAAGCUGUCACAAUUUCUUCUUGUUUUUUUUUUCUUUUAUGUCAAAGGAUAAACUUUCUAUAAUCGACUUAGAAGCCCAUAAUCCAAAAUAUAAUAAAGUUUCUAUAAUCUGAUUUCUCAAUUAAACCAGAUUAAUCUCAAAUAAAGUUUGACAACAUUAAUUAAAAAAACCAUAAUUAAACAGUUUUAUCAGUUAAAAAAGAGUGAGAGCAGCAUGAAGCCAAAAGGUCAGCUAGUUAAAUUUGGUGGUUGGAAGGUGACAGCCAAUCUCUAGUGUCAAAUCAAAUGCUUGAAAAAGGGUUUGCUUUGUGCAUAGAACCAUUGAAUUAUUCAAACUAUAGUUAUUUGUCCAAACAUGACUUAAAUUAAUAGAAGGUUUAGUUUCCAAAUCUUAGUGUGUGGGCAACUUUAAAACCAGAAGCUCGUGAAGAAAGGAAAACGAAGAUGUUGACUCCAUAAAAACAAGAGAUUUUGAUAAUCAAAUGGCCAUUAACAACACAGAGUCAGAGCUUUGCAUGAAGGCUACUACAAAUCAUAAUCGUUCCCUUUUGCACAUGGAGAACUUGACCCUCCCUCCGGUUGUAGUGAUAGCAGCAAAUAUGAGGUGCAAUGGAUGCAGAGGGAGAGUUUUCAGAGUUGUCUCAAGAAUGACUGGGUUGACAGAGUACACUGUGGAUCUGCAGAAGAGAGAAGUAACUAUAAAGGGAGAUUUCAUGGCAAAUUGCAAUUUGCAGGAUGAAAGCAUUAGAAGCAGUAGUCUUUUGAGUGCGAAAGAUGAACCCAAGUCCCUGUCUACGUUUUUAGCUCACUCUCACUAACAGUAAUCUAACAUAACCCUACCUACAAAUGAUUAAAUCAUAAGGCUCACUCGUAAUGAAUCACAACAUGCUGCCAGAUAAUUCAAAUCUAUGCAACUUCAUGCCGGUAUGAAUUAAUUCGUUUAUUUUAUUCACCAGUUUA
Messenger RNA from Vigna unguiculata (cowpea), 993 nucleotides. RefSeq lists its product as uncharacterized. The record is from RefSeq and is a predicted model, not a curated record. NCBI's taxonomy places the organism in Eukaryota, Viridiplantae, Streptophyta, Magnoliopsida, Fabales, Fabaceae. Gene Ontology annotation, molecular function: metal ion binding.